Molecule: messenger RNA, 5472 nt
Organism: Plasmodium fragile
Lineage: Eukaryota; Apicomplexa; Aconoidasida; Haemosporida; Plasmodiidae
Exons: 1
Coding region: 1-5472 (1823 amino acids)
Biological process (GO): meiotic chromosome condensation; mitotic chromosome condensation
Cellular component (GO): condensed chromosome, centromeric region
Molecular function (GO): histone binding
Source: RefSeq, a predicted model, not a curated record
AUGUUGCAAGGGAAGAUAAAAAAGUUCAAGAUACCCAUUAAUAAUAACAUUGAGAAUUUUUUAAAGGACAUAAGCUUAAGAAAAAAUGAGUAUGUGUACGGGUGUGGGGCGGAGGAUAUAGAAAAUGUGAAUCUGAAGGCUGAGUGUAUAAUUAAUUAUUUCAAUUUUAUCAACGACAGUUACAGCAAUCUUUUACUUCUAUUGUGUCAAGAGGGCUUUGACACUGUGUUGAAUUACAUACGCAUAAGUGACAAUUUAAACGAUGGAGAACAGGAGAAGAUAUUUGGGUGUCUAACUAUUUUAAUAGAAAAAAGUGUGGACGUUUUUAAAAACUAUUUUAAAUGUGUAGAAAAAUAUCACCAGAAAAAUGGGUAUUGUGAUAAUGGAGUGGAAAUGUUAGAAUUUAUAUUAAACGAAAAUAAUAACAUCAUGAAUAUGAUAAUUCAGUGCUUGGAAGAUAAUUACAAAGAGUAUUCUGUAAAUGAAAAGAGGAAAAAAAAAUUUACCUUUUUUGAGAUCCACGAAAUUUUAAUCUCUUACUUUAAUGCGCUCACAUUUAUUUACUUAAAUCUGUUUAAUUGUUAUUAUAACCAAAAUUUUUGUAAGCACCAGAAUACUGAAAUGGUGGUUGUUAAUGUUCAGAGAGGGAGGAAAAAGCUGAAAAAGGAAAAUGAUGAAGAAACAAAUGUCGCUUUGAAGAAUAUGAAUUGUCUUUUGAACAAUAUUAUUUUAUUGGUAAGUAAUAUCAACUUUGAUAUUUUAUAUGAUAAGGUAAAUAUUCCUGUGGUGGAUUUAUAUUUGCAUUUUUUUCUAAAUAUAUAUACAAUUAACCAGGAGAAUAACAACAUGUUUAACAUAACUACUUAUCAUGAUCAUAUCUCAACGAUCAUUGGGACCCUGCUGAAGAUGUACAUUAAGGAAGAUAAGGAAAGGGGUAGGAUUGGUACUCUGUCCAAUAGGGGCAACAGAAGCAAGGAGAGCGAUAAAAGUGGAGAAAAAAAAAGCGGUGCUGCUGGGUUGCGACAAAAGGGAGAUUUUAGCCAGGGAUUGGGUGAAGAUAGUGGAGAUGGAAAUGACGACGAUAACGGAGGUGACAGUAACGCUGAUCAGAGUGGUAACCCAGUUGAAGAGACGCGGAAGGACGUCCCAAAAGAAGAAGACAACAAGAGCGAAAAGUCAGUGGGGGAAAAAUUCUAUUCCUUCUCCUUUACGUACAUUUUUUUAAACAACUGCAAAAAAUGCACCAACGUAAAUAUCUGUGAUGCCCUGUUAAGGGUGAAGAACACGGACAUUCCGGCAAUCAUUAUAAAGGAGUUUAUUGAUUAUAUAAAGGAGAAUUCGCUUCUCUAUUUAAACCUCAGCGUACAAACACAUGCACAAAAUGAAAUAUUAAAUGUGCUUAAUUUUUUGGAGUACUUAUCGAAAAAUUUAAGUUACCAUGUGCUGUCAUUUUUGAAAGACUUGACGGACAUGCUAGGCAUUGAUAUUUAUUACAUUAGAAAAUCCAUUUUCGAGAUGUUUAAAAAUUUUAUAACUUUAGCCAAGGCUAGUGAGGAGCUGAACGAGGGGGCGAGCACCGACAGGGAUGGAGAAGACGGACAUGGCACGCGUAGUGGAAGGUUUAAGAUGAAUAUGGACACGGGGGAGUUGGAAGACGAGGACGUUGAUGAUGAUGAGGACGAUGACGGAGCGGGGGAAGCUGGAGGAUCGGAUGGGGAAGACGAAUCGGAAGAGACAGACCAGAACGACGAUAGCAGCGACUUUUUCUCUGAUGGAAAGGAUGAUGAGAGUAAGUCGUCCGAUGAGGAAUUUAAGAAAGGGAAGGGAAAUAGGAAGAAGAAAUUAGACACGAAAAGGAACAACAAACGUGUUAGCAGGGAGAACUCGAAGAAGUGUUGCAUACGUAGACAGAAGCAAAAGGGACAGAACAAAAAAAAGAAAAAAAAAAAAAAAAAAAAAAUGAACGCAUAUUUAAAGUCAUUUGGGGUAAGCGUGAACGAAAGCAGCAUCAGUACGUACAAAGAUAUUAUUCACAAAAUAGUUAUGGAAGACAUUCCAUUUUUACAAUUAUGUUUUAGUGAGUGCUUAAAAAACCGAGCCUUUGUUAUGAACGUGUUGAUGUCUAGGCAGCAUGAUUCGAAGCUGCAUGUGCGAUGCCAUUUGUUAAAAAUAUUGCAGGAGUUAAUUGAAAAUAAUUUCAUCCCUCUCAACUAUUACAAUAACUUGUGUUUGAUAUGUAGCGAGAGGAUAAAUGACAAGUCUCCCUUGGUGAGGCAGAGGGCCUUUUCCCUCCUUUCGUGCAUAGCGAGCGACGUGGUGAAGAAUAAAUAUGUCAUCCCGCUGAACACGUGUGGAAUAAAGAGGGAGCUGGCGAACCUGAGCAGGAGGAAAGACGCAAUGCGAAGGAAGGAGCUGCCCAAUGGGACGGGAAAGAAGAGAGUUAAUUUAUCAGAUAGUGAUAGCAGUGAUGGGGGAGGGAGCGACAUAACGGAUGGGGGCCAAGUAAACGGAAAAGCGAAAAAUGAUAGUAACGACGAUGUCUCAAUGCGAGAGAAUGAUCAAGCGAACGCAAGGAAGAAUCACCAGAAUAAGUACGACUUGUUAAUAAAAAUGUACAAUGAAGUUUUAUUCAUUUCGAUUAUUGUUGACGAUUGUGUGGAACUUUGUUUCAGAUUGUUGUACUCCGUGGUGGAGACGGAUCAAAAGAGUGCCAUCCGAUUUAUUAUACUAGCACAUAUGUGUGGAAAUAAAAAAGCAGAGGAACAAAUGAACAAAGUAUGGUCGCUAAUUUUUAGCAACAAUUCAAGCAUAGUAGAAAUUAUUAUCAGUGAAUUUGUAAAUGUAAAUAUAACUUCUGAUGAUUAUCGAAUCAGUGCCUUUCGAUUAAUUAAUGUUUGUCUUAAUAGUAAGUUGAAGGAUCUCUCAUGUUUAGAAAAGAUAAUGGAGUGUCUGUUAAUGCAGGAGAAGUCCAGCGUAAGUGUUACGAAAUUGCUGGAUGAAUUAUUUAACAUAAUUUUUGUAGAUACGUUUAGUGAGCACAAAAAUUUGAUAAUCAAGGAAGGGGCUCUGCUUCUCAUGAAGAUACUCUGCUAUUCUAUCCACACGGUUAAUUUGAAAAAAGGGAAAAAAGAACAUUAUUUUGUUUUUAGCAACAAAAGGAAACAUCUGAUUUUGGUAUUCAUCAAUCAAUACAAGGAAAAUCUGCAUUUUAUAAAUCUGUUAAUUUUAAUUUUGCGGUAUAAUAAGACGAACAAAAUUGUCCAGAAUUUACUCAUCAUUUUGUUUAACUUAGUUUUUGAUCAUAUGUCUGAUGGGAAGGGGGAGAAAAAUGGAGAGACUUGUUUUUCUAGUGAUAUGAGUCCCCGUGCAUCCUCCCUGGAGAAGAUUAAAAUGGGGCGCGCCAGCAUUAACGGUGUUAUAGGGAACCUGCACAAUGGGGAAAGUCCCGAACAGAUGGACUGCUUCCACCUUCACGAUGACAGAAAUGUGUGGUUCAAGUGUUGUCAAUCCAUUGUGGAAAGCAUGUACGAACACUUUGAUGACUUCCUGGCCAUAUUUGCGAUGAAGAUGAAGAGCAUGCUUAGUUCCAUCCUUUGUGGUGGGAACAAAAGUUCGAAUGAAGAUUUGACUGAAAGCAGAGGGAGAGACAGCUCGGCGUGCAGACUACGGAGCAAGGGAGUUGACGAUGGGGGAGAUAUUGCAGUAGAUAAAUCCAACAAGGUUUCUUGCUUCAUGUUAACCAAAUUUAUAUUCGUGUCAGGCCACCUAGGGUUAUAUACCUACAUAUAUGCAGAAAAGAUACAAAACAAUUUGAAAAAGAUCGCAUCGAAAAGUGACAGCAAUUAUGGGAUGUGCACGAAGGAAGAAAAGGAUAGAGAAUAUUUUGACUACGUGGUUGAAAAUAUGAUUGUAUGUAAUAAUUUGUUGGGGAAAAAAAUUAUGCCUUUAAUAUUUUUAAUUUUGAGUAACCCGGAGAAUUUUUAUAAUGACUGUGUAGUUAAGGUCGAAGCGGAAGGGGGGAAGAAGUGGUCUCUUAAAAGUGGCAGUUUCGCUUCGUUUAAGGAUGGUGAUAAUGUGAAGGGAAAUAUCUACAUGCAUUAUGAGAUGUACUUACUGGUCCUGGUCUGUCUCCUAACCUUGUGCAAGUUUUGCAUAAUUUCGCAAAAGUUUUGCCAGAGCGUCGUGCGAGAUCAUGUGUCCAUUAUACAGCUGAUUGUAUCCAUCAUAACGGAGGAGGGUAACUCUAUUUUUGAUUUGAAAACGGAGAUGCUUCUUGGAAGAGGGGGUGUCCGGCCGUCCAAUGGAAACGACGAGGGGAGCGACGGCAUGCUGAGUCACGACAGUGACGGUGGUGACCAUGGUGUAGCCCAUUUUGUGCAGUCCUCCUCUCGCAGGGGCAGAAGGGAGAGUAGAGAAUCGAAAAAGGAAGACAACCAUUUGUGCAUCGAAAAUGAGAAAGUGGACCGAUUUGCAACCCAGGAGGAGGGUGACAGCCAGGACGACCCGUGGAAUAUGUUUCGAAGCAGAAUGAUGUUGAGGACUGUUUCAAACAUACGAAAAAUGCUCCUAAUCAGUUACGCCGAUUUGUUAUAUAGGCACCCAAAUUUAUUGGAGCCAUACAAUAAGUACAUUUUUAAAGUUCUCAAUGAUAAGGACAUAAACCUGAGAAGGACGGCCGUCUCUGUCUUUACGCACCUUUUCAUGACGGACACGGUGAAGGCAAAGAAUAUUUUGCUUGUCCAUAUGAUGUACUUAACCAUCGAUAAGGAUGAAAAAAUAUCUAGUGGGUCCAAAUCAUUCUUCUAUGAAUUAGACAGAAAGUCGCAUGUGACACUGGUAAACAACAUAUGUGACAUGAUUUCCGUCCUGGCGAGAAAUGAAAAGAAACUCAAGUAUGAAAUGAAUAAAGAAAUCGAAGAAUUUCUUCUGAGUUUUAUUAAAAAGAGUAAAUAUAACGAAACGUUGGUCGAAAAAAUUUUUAAAAAAAUGAAAGAAGUCAAUAUUAAUAAAACGGACGAACUGAAACUGUACAUGCAGGUCUUUCUAAACAUACAAAUUGAUGAAAAGGUUCUGAGCAGAAUGAAUAAAUGCUUUCCUCUAAUUAGAUACAUCAUAAGGGAGAAUCAGUACAUUCAAGACAGCUUCAUUCAUAUAUGUAAAAAGGCAACGGAGAAAAAGAGGGGAAGACCGGCAGAGGAAGGGCAACAGCAGCAGCAGUCGAACUCGUUGAAUAUUGAAAAGGGAAAUAACGAACGCGUCGAAAAUGAAAAAUUGGAAAGUAAAAUGAGGGAUCUGGCUGAAGAUAUCCUAAGCAAAAUCGAAUCCACCACAAAUAAAUCCAAGAACGUUUUUAACGCUCAUGGCAGUGCAACAAAUGUGGUCUUGAAGGAAUUGAAAAAUAAGGAAGAUGACGAUGUGGUUAGAAAUGAUGAGGAUCUGAGUAUGAGCAGAAAUGAGGAGGGAGACACUUAG